Molecule: messenger RNA, 594 nt
Organism: Peronospora belbahrii
Lineage: Eukaryota; Oomycota; Peronosporomycetes; Peronosporales; Peronosporaceae
Source: the annotation of a GenBank genome assembly
AUGGGAAAAGCCAAGAAAACGCGCAAGUUUGCCGCUGUAAAGCGCAUGAUUAGUCCUCGCGACACGCGCAUUAAUUCAGUGCGUAAGGCGGUUGCAAAAUUGGAGGAAAAGAAGCGCAAAGAUGCCGAGCCCAAGCAAAUUGAUCAGAUCCCGUCCAAUAUGUUUUUUAAGUAUAAUUCAGCUCUCGGUCCGCCGUACAGUGUUAUUGUGGAUACAAAUUUCAUCAAUUUCUCCAUCAAGAACAAACUUGAGGUCGUCUCGGCCAUGAUGGACUGUCUGCUUGCCAAGUGCACCCCCUGCAUCACGGACUGCGUGAUGGCAGAGUUAGAAAAGCUAGGUCACAAGUACCGUGUGGCACUGCGAUUAGCAAAGGAUCCACGUUUUGAACGGUUGCCGUGCACACACAAGGGCACAUAUGCCGAUGACUGUCUGCUACAGCGUGUGCAACAGCAUCGCUGCUACAUCAUUGCGACGUGUGACCGUGAGCUCAAACGACGUAUCCGUAAGGUUCCCGGUGUGCCUAUCAUGUAUAUCUCCAAUCGCAAGUAUGUGAUUGAGCGACUUCCAGAGGCUAAUGCUGCCAAAAUCAAGUAG